AUGGCGACAAUCCGCCUUAGACUCUAUCUCGUGCGUUCCUGCGCUUUGUUGAAGACAGACGGGCUGACUGGCAUCCCGCUACUACGGGAAUCCCCUUUCCUCCGUCUUAGCGGUACUCAUGCAUAUCCACAUCCAGCUUCGAUUCCUAGUGGAACCUCAUUCCGAGGCUGUUCUUUAUCACGGCUUCUUAAACGCAUGAGGCACUUCAUGCCCAAGUCUGCCAUGGCAAAACGAGAAUCUCCCAAGAGACUAGAGGUCUCGCAGAGCCAUACUCUACACCAGAACGCAAAGACAUACAUAAAAACCCCCUUUUCUCAGGCCUGA
Striga asiatica is the source of this 324-nucleotide messenger RNA. Lineage: Eukaryota; Viridiplantae; Streptophyta; Magnoliopsida; Lamiales; Orobanchaceae. The record is from the annotation of a GenBank genome assembly.